Messenger RNA from Linum tenue, 189 nucleotides. NCBI's taxonomy places the organism in Eukaryota, Viridiplantae, Streptophyta, Magnoliopsida, Malpighiales, Linaceae. The record is from the annotation of a GenBank genome assembly.
AUGAUCACCAACUCAGAUGGUUUCGAAGAGAAUUCGUUAUCACUCCCGGUAAGAGUUGUUGCGAAUGGCUGUGGAAUUCCAUGCAUUGACUUGAGGCAGGUCAGCUCUGAGCUUUCUACUGCAAUGGAGGCUGAUCUGGUAAUGGUGACUGAGUCCGUCGUAGAAUUGUGUGCGUGUUUGUAUUCAUAA